Molecule: messenger RNA, 1758 nt
Organism: Diaporthe amygdali
Lineage: Eukaryota; Fungi; Ascomycota; Sordariomycetes; Diaporthales; Diaporthaceae
Product: leucine rich repeat domain protein
Exons: 2
Coding region: 1-1758 (585 amino acids)
Cellular component (GO): extracellular matrix
Molecular function (GO): protein binding
Source: RefSeq, a predicted model, not a curated record
AUGGCGGCCCCUUCUGGACACAACGAUCCAGAAGAUGGAGAGCUGGGCCAGCCCAUGGCGCACGAAGUGUCAUCACCUCCCCCACUGGACGACUUGAACUCAUUUUCUCGGCCGGAGACGCGUGAGCCUUCACUGCCGCCGUUGCCCGCCGUCUCCUGGGAUGUGCAUACUCAGUCCUUCGCCAAGAGGAAACGAAGCACCGCGUCACAGCUCUUUUCCGACUCAAGCGACCCUGCCAUCUUCUCUAGCGACGAUGAUCCCGCUUUGGACAACUAUGUCGAGGGCCGUCACAAGAAGAAGCGCUACGUCGGCUCCUGGUUCCAGCAACGUCCAGCAAGCUCUGAUUCCGGCUUGAGUAUUCGCCCCGAGUCCAGCGGCCGUCCGGGAUCCAGAUGUAAACGGAAGUUUGUCCCAGUUGACAGUGGAGUCUUCAUGGGUAGUGAUGGAUCUAUCGACGACAUUCUGGAUGAGCUGCCACCUGCCAAAGCGAACAAGGCAAUCUUCCCGCCUGCCACGACAAAAACGAUGGCGCCGCCGCCUAAUCAGGUGCCGCGCCCUUCUCAGAGGGGGCAACUCUCCGAAGCCGAGGCGAAGGCGCAGGAAAUCAUCCGACGGUGUAUCGAUCGUGGUAUCGAAGCUGUCGACCUAUCAGCCCAAGGACUGCAGCACAUUUCCAAUGCUACCAUCUCUCUGAUGUCACAGAUCGAGCGUAUCCCGAGCGUAGAAAGGGGUGUACCAUUUGAACAUCAAGACCCGGAGCUGCAUCUAUUUCUCUGGAGCAAUCAGCUCACGCGGGUCCCCGGAGCUGUCUUCGACCUAGACCAUCUGACGAUAUUGAGCCUGCGAGGAAAUUCUCUCACAGAGUUGCCGCCUGCCAUUCUGAAGCUAAAAAAGCUGCAGACUCUGAAUGUGUCGCUGAAUAAUUUGAGAUACUUGCCUAUUGAGCUGCUAGAGCUCAUAUACGACCCCCAGAGUCCGCUCACAACAUUGAUGCUUCACCCAAAUCCGUGGUACCAGCCAGAGGGGGCUGAAGACCCGGAAGCUCCUUGGUCAUCCGAGAAUGCAGAUCGAACAUCCUCCGGGCCUGGUCUACAGGGCAGAGGAAGCAAGUGGCUUUCCCGUGAGUCGAAGCAAGGCUUAUACCUUGAUGGAAAGCUCUGGGCAAAAUCACCCGUGGAGUUCAAAGACACCAAAGGCAGGGUGUAUUCAGCCUUCCGGGUCAAGCCUGACGACAAAAUCCUGCCGACCGAGGAUCUCGAUACAGAGCCAGUGCCGCCGGCGCAGAAUACUGCGCAACAGAGGGUUCUGCUCUCGACCGAGGUCAAGACCACAAAGGUUCCGUCCCUAAUGGAAUUGGCCCUCCAGGCAUCCGCGAGGAAUCCUUACCUCGCAGAACUGCCAGCCAUACUCGCCGACACAACCGCGAACACACGCAUGUGCGAUCUGCUCGUGGACACCCAGGUGCACUCAUACACGGGCGGCCAGCGGUGCACCGUCUGCAAGCGGCCGGUAAUCAAGCCGACCGCGCAGUGGUUCGAGUGGUGGGAGAUCUUCGGCAACUACCUGGAACCCGGAGACGACUCAGAGUUGCGCCCAAGAGUGCAAUACCUGACCCAGUCCCCCGGAGAGAGAUUAGUGCCCUUCGUCAGGCGCGUGUGCUCUUGGAACUGUGCGCGGGACCCGAUUAGGGGGUUGGGAAGGCUGGGAGAGGGCGACAACGCGCAAGUAAAGGGUCCGGAGGGCGUUGUUCAAGAGUAA